UGCUGUGCACGUCUGCACAUAACACUAACCACAUCCUUAACGUUGUCUACUUUAUCUAAUCAGAACAUUACAUACAUUGGAUGUUAACGUGCUCUAGUAUAUCUAAUAUGAGUACCACACACAUUGGAUAGUGUAUAUUUGAUGUACACUGGCUAACAGCAUACACAAACUGAAGUAAAAUGGAAAUGUCUGCGAGUAAACGACGUGUUGCCUUCGUAACCGGAUCAACCAGCGGGAUAGGUCUUGGCAUUGCGCACCGGUUGGCGAGUGCCGGUCAUGACGUCAUAAUACACGGUCUAUGUCCGCAGGAUGUGAUCGAUGCUGCUAUUGAGGAAUUGAGACGCCAUGACGGCGUAAGAAUUUCGUUCGUCAGUGCUGACUUCGCGCUAGAGGACGAGAUCUCUAACUUGUGUGCUGACAUCAUAAAACUCUACCCGGAAGGCAUAGAUAUUCUAGUCAACAAUGCAGGUUUCGUCUCUGCCCAUCCAGUGGAGAGCUAUCCAGUUGCGACCUGGCACAAGAUGAUGGCCGUCCACCUUACCGCUCCUUUCUUGCUAUCCAAGUUCUUUGUUCCAUACAUGAAAAAGAAAGGAUGGGGUCGUAUAGUCAACACUUCCUCUUCGAUGGGACUUGUAAGUGCGCCCGGGAUAGCACCUUACAGUGUGGCCAAGUCCGGCCUGAUUGCCUUUGCAAAGGGGCUGGCAUUGGAAGUUGCCGAGCAUGGGAUCACCUGUAACGCCAUUUGUCCGGGUUACGUCGAGACCGACUUGGUAAAAGAGCAUAUAGAAGCGAUUGCCAGACAAAACAAUGUCUCUUUUGAACAGACACGGGUAUACAUUUUUGAGAAAUAAAUACCGACUAAGAAACCUGCAACUGUCGAGCAAGUAGCUGCUUUGGUGCACUUCCUAUGCAGUGACGACGCCGCUAGCAUGACCGGAGGCGCGUACCUGAUGGACGGCGGAUAUACGGCACGCUAGAGACAAUCGUCUUAUUAUUAUCGUGAAUUUAGUUUUCAUGUACGAUAUGCUAUACGAGUAUGUUCUUGACAAGCAGAUUACAGUGACAAUAACUCAUGCAAGCAGUCAGAAAAAAACCAUGAAAUGUCUAAGACAUCAUCUCGAUUAGAGAUAUAUAAACUUACUGAGGUUUGUGUUUGUUGUAAAUUCAACUUGUAAUAGGCAAUAUAACAGAACAGAACAUAAAUUUAUUUUCAUCCAAGUUAAGUAUAUAACAUAUACAAUUGU
Dreissena polymorpha is the source of this 1244-nucleotide messenger RNA. RefSeq names its product D-beta-hydroxybutyrate dehydrogenase-like. The record is from RefSeq and is a predicted model, not a curated record. The coding region runs from base 180 to 851 and encodes 223 amino acids. NCBI's taxonomy places the organism in Eukaryota, Metazoa, Mollusca, Bivalvia, Myida, Dreissenidae. The transcript is spliced from 9 exons. Gene Ontology annotation, molecular function: oxidoreductase activity.